Molecule: messenger RNA, 241 nt
Organism: Gilbertella persicaria
Lineage: Eukaryota; Fungi; Mucoromycota; Mucoromycetes; Mucorales; Choanephoraceae
Exons: 1
Coding region: 47-208 (53 amino acids)
Source: RefSeq, a predicted model, not a curated record
GUCUAUUCAAUAGUAAUAGGGGUUGCUGAAAAAGGUCUUUUCUUCCAUGCAUUGGUACCUGCUUUCUCCUGUAUGCUUGUUAAUAAUACAGAUAUACACUUUUUUUUGUUUUUGUUUUCACCAUUGUGCCCCUAACACAAGUAUCUCUUUUUUCCUUGCACUCCUAUUAACCUUUUCUUUUGACUACACUCCUAAAAGAAAGCCUUAAAAAAAGGAUAGGACUCUUGUUUUACUCUUUCUU